AUCUAUAGCAUCUCACAGUGUCCCAGGUAUCCAGUCUCCAUCCUAUCCUGGCAAUUCGAGCCGCACAAAAGCAGUGUCAGGUGAAGGAAAGCUGGGCCCAGUUACAGCAAGCUCUCAGGACAAAGAAGUCACCAAGGCCGGCACCAAGCUCCUCAUUCACCAGAGAAAAAUGUAACCAAGCGACCCCUAGCGCAGAGCAGCCGAGCAGCGUGGGAAACCUACAGCAAGGGAUCCUGGGAAGUCUGGCAGGGGGGAUUCAGAAAGAAAAGAGUGCACUUAGUGAUGUGAUGUGUAACGCUGACGACAUCAGAAGGUGCCAAACUGGAAUAAACACAGGGAGGACUACUGCAGAUGACCAAGAGGAUGAGGCAAUGCAAAGUCUUCCACAUGAAGCCUCAGAGGUCAGAAAACUGCUUGAUGAGCUGGACUCCACGGAGCAGUGGCUGCAGAACCUGGAGGAUCUUCUGUCAGAGCCCACAGCCAUGAGGAGCCCUCAGGUGAUCCGCAAAGAUCUGCGCAAUAUUGCUGUUCUGGAGAAAGAGGUGAAAUCACGGGGUAUGUCUGUGCACUCAUUACGGAACAGAGCAAGAGGACCAAAGGUCUUAGAAGGUCGCAAGAAUGAGGAGAUGGAGGAGAAGGUGCAGGAGGUGGAAGAGAGGUUCCGUAUGGUGCAAGAUGUCCUCCGGCGCCGUGUGUCAGAUCUCAGGGAUUCUUUAGUUCUCUCAGAAUUCAUGAAGGUUGUUCAGAUGGAGGAGGAGAAGAGAAACAAAGAGUUGUUAGGUUCCGGAGCACCUGCCAGAGAGGGGCCCCAAGUAACAGAGGCAGAUGAUUCAGGACGGGAGAUCUUCACUCCCCUGGAGGAACUGCAGGAAGCUGUAGAGAUGUUAAAUGAGGCUGUGAAAGAACGAGAGAGGAUGGUCACUGUCACUAAGGAGACAGAAAACCUGGAGAAGAGGCUCUCAGUGGUAGUCAGAAUGGUCAACUGUGCUAAAUGCCGACUGAAUAAGCUAAAGAUGGAAACUGAGGAAGCUGAGCAGAGCUAUGUUGUAAUGAGACACCAGGAAGAGCUAACAGAUCUGCAGGGAUUGUUUAUACAGCAACAGGACCUUGAGGCUGAAAUAUGCGGAGCUCUGAAGCUGGAGGUGCGCAGGUUAGAGGAGCACACAGACCAGCUACAUGACAUGUCCCUUGAAAAGGCAAAGGUGAUUGGUCAGCUGAUCCAGGACACUCUUCAGGCCUGGUCACAACUGGAGAAGAAGGUGCAUGACAACAAGACCAGGCUGCAGCGAACAUCACAGCUCCGGAGGUUCUUCCAGUGCUACCUCGCCAUGAUAUCAUGGACAGAAGACACCAGAACCCACAUGUUGUUGGGUAAUCCUGAGGAGCCUGUUGGCUCAGUGCGGAGGGAGGAGCUAGAACAGAACAUCGAGGAGAAGCUGAGAGAGUUUGAGGAGCUGGCCAGCGUUGGAUGGAAAUUCAUUGGAGAGGAGCAUGAGCUCACGCAAACGAUCAGAGAGAGACUAGAGGAAGUUCAGGGUAUGUUAAGUUGGGUUCUCAUGCGCUGGAGAUGCCAGAAGCAUCAGAUGGUCGCGGCAAACAAGACAGAAAGGAGAAAGACAAAGGAAGCUGCCCCCGAGAUGAGCCAAGUACUGACGGUGAGAGUCAAGAAGACAGAGCCCCCACUAGAAACUAGUCACCAGGAUAGCCCUCCUGAGGUGUGUGAGAGUGACACGUGUGUGCCCCCACCUGCCAGGACCUCAAGGCCUCGUCGGUAUGAACGGCAGGCACACAGCCCCAUGUCCCUGCAACAUCACCUCUCCCAGCUUGCCACAGACAUCCAGAAAGAGAGUCAGCUCAGGGGAGAUCAGGAGGGGACACCAGGGCCAAAGCGUUCUGAGGGGCCCUUGUGGCUGGAACCCAGAGAGCCACCAGUCGGCGCAGAAAGUGUUGAACAGGAGGAAACUGUGUACACGCCCCCUCCCACCAAGUCCUCAGGUCUAGCCACCUUCUGGAAGCGCUGUCAGGGGCUGUUAGGCAACAAAUUCAGUAGCUUAAAGAGAAAGAAUCGAGUUUCGCUCCCCAGUGUGGAAGAGGUAAGAACAUUCUUGCAUGUGAACAAAAGCGAGCAACCACAACUGAAUGCGUGCUACAGCCUGACAGUGCCACGCCCUUCUAAAAAAGCUCUUGCCGUUGAUCGUUUCUCUCUGCCAACCAAGUCUGCAAUAGGCACCCCUUCCGGCGUGCAACCCAAAAUCAAAUCUUGCUCACUUUUCAACAGUUUAAAAAGAAAGGAGAAAACCCAGAGACGUACAGUCCAGGGGAUUAUGGGAUUGUACCCAAAUGAUGAUCCUGCUAAAAAAGUUAGUAAAUACCAUACCCACACCUGGCCUCCCCGACAACACAGGAAAGUAUCACAUAGGGAGCUAAGCCCUGAACUUAGUAAGUUACAACAUUAUGUUAAAAACCCGCUGGAAAGUGACAUUAAUGAUGAAUGUGUGACCUCUGGACCAGUUUUACAGAAAGCUGACAUUAACAAGAGCUUCCAUUUUGGAUCACCAAUGCUUACCUCCGGCUGUAGGCAUGUGGCCUUGGGUUCCGUCUUUAGUGUUGAGCUAGCUAAAGAUGCAAUUAGCACCCAACAAACAUUUAAAGUACCAACUAAAGAAAGUGAUUCAAAUGGGAGCUCAGGAGAAGAUUUAACCUCAGUUAGGGUAUUUGAUUCCCUGAAGACAAAUGUGGCGCAUGAGACUGAAAGCACAAAGCCAUGUACAGGUGGUAACCAAACUACUAAACAAGACCUGAAUACACAGGGAGGUAAAGCCUGGCCUGAAGAACUGACUAGUAGUCCUGGUUACUGCAGACAGAAUCUGCAUGGCUAUGGAAAUCCAAAUUCUCAACAGCAGGAGAGACCCACAGAACACAUGGUCAGUUUAGGGAUCAAUAGAUCGUCACCCUUAACUUUGUCUAAUGAACCUCUGGAGCCAAAUGGGUACCAUGCAAAGAUGUUAAUAAACAAACACAGAAGCAACAAUGUGUCCAAUUCAUUUGCAACAAACAGUAAAUCACCCAGUAGAUAUCACAGUGAGGAUGUUAUCUACUCUACAUCAAAUGUCUGUGAGGCAGAAGAACUAGUUCAAUAUGCUGAAUUUUCUUUUACUAAAGAGGAGGGUAAUGAGAGUUUGGUAGACACUUUCCAUAAUUCAUAUUUGGAGCCCAUUAAUACAAGUACUGAAACAAUCAGGCACAAUUACAACAGUCCUGGAUCUUACAGUACCCAAAGGAACCCUGCAGUAACAAUAGGAACAUCCUCACUACCUGAGGUUCUUCACCCAGACCAUGAGUUCCUUGAGCAAGAUGAUGAGGAGCUUGAGGGCAUCUGGAACAAUGCUAAGAUGGGCGUUGAGAAUUGUACCACUCAAGACUCUUACAUCACACUGCACAAGACUGGGGACAGUAGGAACAUGGCAAAACCUGCAGAUAUAUGGACAAUAAAGAAGCCACCAAUAGUUACAGUGUCCAAACCAAAUAUGUUGGUGGCCACUUUUACAUUGCCCAACUCUGCACUUUUAUCUGUGGACACUGAAAAGCAAAGAGGCAUUAAAGUAACUGAAGAGCAGCACAUAUAUGGUCAUGGGGAUGGAGCUUCACAUCAGAAGGUGUCCCAGACAUGCAGAGGUUCAACACCUGAUCCACGUCCUGCAGACCCCUGCAAAGAGGAGGAGACCAAGAGGAAGAAGCAAACAAGCGCAUUGAAUCUCUUCCAUAAAUUAGACUUCCAACUGAUGGAGGGACCACUAGAGAAGAAACACAUCUUACAACAGGGGGGGAAGAAGGCUUCAUGCCGCACCUGGAGCAUGUGCCAUGUCGUGCUGGUGAGACGGACCCUGUGCUUCUACAAUGAUCGCAAGCAUCCUACAAAGAGCUCGGCAUCAGCCCCUCCCCUGCACCUCACUGGAGCUGUCUGCACCCCAGAGACUGAUUACACAAAGAGAGACAACUGCUUCCGCCUGCGGUUAUAUGAUGGCUCUGAGUACCUGCUCCGCGCCCCCUCGCCUGCCCUGCUGCAGGAAUGGGUAUCUAAAGUUCAGCACAACGCAGGGCUUGAGGACAGGGACCUGCUUGGUGACACAGCACUAGGAGGCGACAUCACCACAUCCCCCUCCAGAAGUCUUCUCAGCUACCGAAUACCAGACCUGUGCCAGCCUAUCCCAGUGUUUGACAGAGAGAAGCUGGAGAAAGCCCACAGGGAACACUUGGAGCCAACAAACCAGAGAGUGGGCAUACAGCAAGAUCCCUGCAGAACCGGCGCUCAUCCUGCCAGGUCCCAGCUCCAGUUCUUGUCCCCAGCGGAGUCAUGCAGGACACCAGACAGCUGUGGGCAGGAGGAUGACCUUGCAUUGGUGGCAAACAGGAGGCGGUCACGCUCCUUCAGUUCAGCUGUUUAUCAGAAGAUGUCCUCCUUCUCAAGCCCUCAGAAGACGUCUCCCAGCUACUCAGUCACCCUAUAUAUCACGGACCCCCCAGCCCCUCGGGGGCGGUCACACUCCUUUGCAGCAGGACUUGAGGUUUCUCACCUGGAGCGGAGUGGGCAGGGGAGCCACGCAGGAGUUUUAAAGCCACGGAACAAGUCUGUCUUCAGGAAGCUAUUCCGUAAAAAGGAUUAGUGUCAGCAAAGAAGUUUCUAAGGAGUGUCACUGAGUGUGCACUUGCUUAAAUAUUGCAGUGUGACCUUCCCGAAGCCACCACUGUCUGCCCAGCACCUACCCCAUCACUGUCUUGUCAUCAGAUACACAUGGGGCACAUUAGGUAGUGGAUCUGUCACCACAGAUGUGGCUCUGCGGGUGAGCUGGGUCAUUAACUGAAUACAUGAAAAUAUAAGCAAUAAAGUGUGAGCUCUUGGGCUUAGAAACCGAUUUCUGGAAUCCGUCACUUCCCAGAAAUGGACAGAAAAGAGAAUGAAUGCAGAGCUGUGGCUAGAGGGGAGCUGUGAGUACGGUAUUUACAGUUCCUACAGUACUCGGGGGCAAGGACAGUCUAAUACUGCUGUACUCACACAGUAGCUGCCCCUGGAGUCUUUAUGCUUUUUGUAUUCUUUUGUGUUAAUCGUUCUUAUUACAAUUAUUGUUACAAGCUAUAUACAUGUUUUAAGCUCAGCUCACCUUUACUAUAGAUUUCUGGGACAAUAAAAUGGAAGUUCCCAGACACAGAGAGUUUGUAUCCAGCUGUGGGAGUCCCAGAGUAUCCCAGUUAUAGACACGCUGGAACUAAACCGUGGUAAUGACACAUUUCUAACAUUUAUUCACUGAAUAUAGGAGCUGAUUACGCUGCCUCACUGGGUAUCUGGUGCCUAUUCAUAUUAAUGUGUAUUUGGUACGUUUGCAUUUUAUAAACAUCAGACUUGUGUUUUGUACAAUAAAGAUUUUUUGUAUUUGUUUAUUAAAA
Bombina bombina (fire-bellied toad) is the source of this 5442-nucleotide messenger RNA. RefSeq lists its product as uncharacterized. Lineage: Eukaryota; Metazoa; Chordata; Amphibia; Anura; Bombinatoridae. Gene Ontology annotation, molecular function: actin filament binding; phospholipid binding. The transcript is spliced from 22 exons. Gene Ontology annotation, biological process: actin cytoskeleton organization; muscle cell development. Gene Ontology annotation, cellular component: plasma membrane; cell projection; Z disc. The record is from RefSeq and is a predicted model, not a curated record. The coding region runs from base 288 to 4664 and encodes 1458 amino acids.